Molecule: messenger RNA, 504 nt
Organism: Gongylonema pulchrum
Lineage: Eukaryota; Metazoa; Nematoda; Chromadorea; Rhabditida; Gongylonematidae
Source: the annotation of a GenBank genome assembly
GUGCCGUCAUCAAUCGGAGCGAAGCAGCAUGAGAUUGAAGAUCAGUACCAGAAGCUUGUUAUGCUGGGUGAUACGAGAAGACGGAAACUUGAAGAAGCAUGUAAAGGCUAUCAGUUACUCCGUGAAGCGAAUGAUUUGGCAGAAUGGAUACGGUCAAGGGAAAUGAAUCAAAUUGCCACGGCACUCACAUCGGUCGGCCAAACUGAAACUGCCGUUCGAAUUCGACAGCAAAUUGAGGAUUUGAACGCGAGAUGGCGCGCUUUGGAAGAACAAACGGAGCAGCGUGAGCAGCAGCUCGGCUCGGCGCAUGAAGUGCAGCGAUUCCACCGUGAUGUGGACGAAACCAAAGACUGGAUCAUGGAGAAAGAUGAAGCACUGGAUUCCGAAGAUUUCGGUCGUGAUUUACGAUCCGUUCAAGCGUUGCAGAGAAAGCAUGAAGGCGUUGAACGCGAUCUUGCUGCGCUUGGCGACAAGGUUAGCCAGUAUCGCUGGUUUUUUAUCUGA